Boleophthalmus pectinirostris (great blue-spotted mudskipper) is the source of this 1842-nucleotide messenger RNA. Its product is annotated as synaptotagmin-11. Gene Ontology annotation, cellular component: synapse; axon; membrane. Bases 44 to 1453 code for a protein of 469 amino acids. The transcript has 6 exons. NCBI's taxonomy places the organism in Eukaryota, Metazoa, Chordata, Actinopteri, Gobiiformes, Gobiidae. Gene Ontology annotation, molecular function: SNARE binding; calcium-dependent phospholipid binding; calcium ion binding. The record is from RefSeq and is a predicted model, not a curated record. Gene Ontology annotation, biological process: calcium-ion regulated exocytosis; vesicle fusion; cellular response to calcium ion.
GUCCCCGUGUCCCCGCGUCCCCGUGUCCGGUCUCACCCACAAAAUGGCGGACGUGACGGAGCUGCGGCCCUCGUACGGCAUGUCUCCGGUCCUGGCUGGGUUCCUGGGGGCCGGUCUCUUGGUUCUGGUGGUUCUAGUUCUGGUUCUGCUCUGGUCCUUCUGUCAGCGUCGCUACGGCUCGUCCCGGUACAAACUCCACGCCGACCGGUACUGUGACGCCGAGGACCCCCCGUACAGGUUCAUCCACAUGUUGAAGGGCAUCAGUAUUUACCCCGAGUCUCUGAGCGGCAGUAAACGCGUCAGUGUUUUCCCCGAGUCUGGAGGAGGCAGUAAACGCAUCGUGAGGAGCGUCAGGAGAGAAACAGAACGACGAGGACGAACGCACAACGACAACGACCGAAGUCUGCUGGACGGUCUGGUUGACGGACAGCUGCAGAUGGGUCACCUGGCCCCGCCCACCAACCCCUCAGGCUCCGCCCCCCGCCCCUCCUUUCCGGUCCGGGCCGAGUACCAGUCCGAGUCCAGUCCCGAGUCCGGUUCCGAUCCCAGUUCCGAGCCCGGUUCCGAGCCGGGCGGCGAGCGGGAGGCGGGGCUUGAGCGGGAGGCGGGGCCUGAGCGGGAGGCGGAGCCUGAGCGUUCCCUGGGCUCCCUGAGUCUCACCGUGGAUUAUAACUUCCCGAAGAAGGCGCUGGUGGUGACGGUGGUGGGGGCGCGGGGGCUGCCCGCCGUCAGCCAGGGCAGCUCCGACCCGUACGUCAAACUCACCAUCCUCCCGGAGAAGAAGCACCGCGUGAAGACGCGCGUCCUGCGCCGCACGCUGCACCCGCUCUUCGACGAGACGUUCAGUUUCUACGGCGUGAGCUACAGCGCCCUGCCCGACCUCACGCUGCACUUCCUGGUGCUCAGCUUCGACCGCUUCGCCCGCGACGACGUCAUCGGAGAAGCUCUGGUCCCGCUGAGGGGCGUCGACCCCAGCACCGGCAGGGUGCACCUGACGCAGGACAUCACCCGCCGCAGCACGCAGGCGGCGGGUUGUGGUGAGCUCCUCAUGUCGUUGUGUUAUCAGCCCGUGUCUCAUCGUCUCAGCGUCGUCGUCCUGAAGGCCAGAAACCUGCCCAAGAUGGACUCCAGCCUGUCUGCCAACCCGUACGUGAAGGUGAACGUUUUCUACGGGCGCAAACGCAUCGCCAAGAAGAAGACUCACGUGAAGAAGAGCACGCUGAACCCGGUCUUCAACGAGUCCUUCAUCUACGACAUCCCCCCGGACCUGCUGCCCCAGAUCAGCCUCGAGCUCCUGGUCCUGGACUUCGACCGGACCACCAAGAACCAGGUCCUGGGUCGGCUCCAGCUGGGCCUGUGCAGCCCGUCCUCCACCGGGGCGGCGCACUGGAGCCAGGUGUGCCACAGCCCGCGCCGCCAGAUCUCCAAGUGGCACAGCCUGGCGCCGGUGUGAGGCGGCGCCAGGCUCCCGGCGGCGCCACAGACCCUCAAAAAGUCUCCACGCACAAGUCCAGAACCACCGGAGCAGAAGGUUCAAAAUAAAACUCCUGAAUCACACAAACCUGCUCUGAAAACUACUGUUCCACCUCGUGAUGUCAUCGUGUGGUGAUACAGGAAGUGCUCCACUGUGUUUUUAAACUCCGCACACCUUCACUAGAAUCAUCUGGAACGUUUCAGUCCUGUUCACUUGAUGACAUCACGAGGUGGAUCAGGACAGGAGAGAAUUUGUUCCAUCAGAUUUAGAAUUUGAAAUCCCGCAGAAUUUUUUUUAACUCUGAAGAAACAUGGUGGAAUAAUUUUUAUUCUCAAUUUUAUUCUGAAAUUCUAAUUAUAUUUUUCUUC